Messenger RNA from Adineta ricciae, 558 nucleotides. The record is from the annotation of a GenBank genome assembly. Lineage: Eukaryota; Metazoa; Rotifera; Eurotatoria; Adinetida; Adinetidae.
AUGGAUGUGGAUAUUAUCGUCAAUAUGGAGCUUUUUUUACGAGAUCUUCACGGAAAUACUGCCGAAUUACAUGGUAAACAAUACCAUGGAAACAGCACGUCGUCGGCAUUCGUUGGGUAUCGAGGUCAAGGUUUUUUAUCGACUAGUAAAGAUCGAACUGUUGGUCUGACUUUUGCUUACGCGAAAGCACUCCUGUGUUUGCUCGAAGCCGUCAGUAUAACUGAAUUGAAUCUUCCACCAGAUCAUGAUCAUUUGGCACUGGAAUAUGAAAACACUGCCUUCAUCUAUGAUAAAACUAGCAGGACAUCUGAAGCACUUAUGUACUUUAAAAAUUCAUUAAAUGUUCGUCAGAAACGCCUUUCAUCAGACGAUCCGAAACUGAUAGAUUCUUAUGGCAAUAUUGGCUGGAUGUUUUCUGGUCUGUCAGAAAAUGUACAAGCUCUUCCAUCAUGUGAAAAAGUAUACGAUAUCUAUAAGUCGAUGAACCCUUCAGAUAAUCCUUUUGCUGAUGUCCAAGAAUUUUUUUUGCAUUUCUCAAAAGACAAUGUUAACAAAUGA